Messenger RNA from Ixodes scapularis (black-legged tick), 354 nucleotides. RefSeq lists its product as uncharacterized. The transcript is spliced from 4 exons. Bases 1 to 354 code for a protein of 117 amino acids. Lineage: Eukaryota; Metazoa; Arthropoda; Arachnida; Ixodida; Ixodidae. The record is from RefSeq and is a predicted model, not a curated record.
AUGAAACAAGGAAUAUUUAUACUUUUGGUUGCUCUACAACUUUCUUCUCAGGAACCUGAACGUCCUUCUGCUGACUCGCCGGCUGUUGUAAUAGAAAAUAAGUAUGGACGUUUAUCACCGGGAUGUAAGACGGAAAUACUAAAACAAAUGCAACAAGUAUGCAAGGUUCAAGACAGGUCCAAUUUUUAUCCGUCGUUAGGUGGCUGCGCCGUCUACUGUUAUAACGACCGAACUGACGGGAUCAGAGUGACUCUGCGCAAUGGCUUGCCUUGUGGAAGCGAUGGCCAGAUUUGUAAAAACGGGGAAUGUGUCGAUGCGCCCAAUAGCUGCGAGAUCGACUACUUCUUUCCUUAG